Caenorhabditis briggsae is the source of this 708-nucleotide messenger RNA. RefSeq names its product Protein CBR-SST-20 (gene Cbr-sst-20). Bases 1 to 708 code for a protein of 235 amino acids. The transcript has 3 exons. The record is from RefSeq and is a predicted model, not a curated record. Lineage: Eukaryota; Metazoa; Nematoda; Chromadorea; Rhabditida; Rhabditidae.
AUGUCACUAAAAAAAGAAUCGCCGAGUUCUGUGACCAUUCUACAAGCAAUCAUCUUCAUUCAAUUCGGUCUGAGCUUCUCGAUCACUAUCCUCACAACCAUCGGAAUUGCAUUCGGGUAUCCUGUAGCUUCACAUUAUCUGUUGGCUCUUCUUCAAGUGAUCGUUGCCGUUCCUGGUAUCGUCUACAUUGCUCUUCAGAAGAAUAUCUGGAUCGCAGUGUACAUCAGUUUCCAACUGGUGACUGCUUCGUGUGAGAUCUACUGGUUGAUCUACAUGAUUUUCGACAAACAGUCUGCCGGUGCCUGGCUUGUACUCGCUUGUCUAACUUUUGUGAAUAUCGUGGCAGUUGUGAUUGCGAUAUGGUUCCGUCAGACUGUUCUCAAGGUUCCAUGCAAGAAGAAUAAUAAGAUCGGAGCAAAGGAUUUGGAUAUGAAAAGUGAGAAACCGGAUAUGAAAGUUCCGUCCACCUCAAUGAGCGAAGUGGAGAAAUCAAAAGGUGCUUCUUCCAAAUCGAAAUCGACCUCUUCGAUCAAAAAGCCUCCAUCUCGUUCCAUGGAAAGAUCGGAUAUGAGUGAGAAGUCAUCGAAAGGAAGUCUGAAAGUUCGAAAAACCAAAAAAAACAGCUCUCCAUCAAUGCCAUUGGAUAGUCGUGAGACGACUUCUCUCUCCAGAUCCUCUUCGAAAACCGCCGAUUUCAGUGAGAAGUGA